GUGUGUAUGUUCUCAUAGCGAUUGGGGCUGUAAUGAUGUUUGUGGGGUUCCUUGGUUGUUAUGGAGCUAUUCAAGAAUCUCAGUGUCUCUUAGGAACGUUCUUCACAUGUUUAGUGAUCCUCUUCGCCUGUGAGGUGGCAGCAGGAAUAUGGGGGUUUAUUAACAGGGACACGAUCUCCACUGAGCUCAUUAACUUCUAUGAUGCUGCAUACAUUAAAGCUGUGGAUCCUGUGGACACAACAUCCAGACAGGCAGCUUCCAAAGUUCUGGAGGUCUUCCAUGACUCGCUGGAUUGCUGUGGUAAAGGGGAUGAAAACCAACUUUUCACAGUUGUCCAGGCCUCUCUGUGUCCCAAAAAGACAUUCCCACUUGACCCGCUCAUCUCCCAG
This is a messenger RNA of Sinocyclocheilus grahami, 389 nucleotides long. Its product is annotated as CD81 antigen-like. Lineage: Eukaryota; Metazoa; Chordata; Actinopteri; Cypriniformes; Cyprinidae. The transcript is spliced from 4 exons. The record is from RefSeq and is a predicted model, not a curated record. Gene Ontology annotation, cellular component: plasma membrane. The annotation marks the transcript as partial.